This is a messenger RNA of Nilaparvata lugens (brown planthopper), 770 nucleotides long. RefSeq lists its product as uncharacterized. Bases 256 to 633 code for a protein of 125 amino acids. NCBI's taxonomy places the organism in Eukaryota, Metazoa, Arthropoda, Insecta, Hemiptera, Delphacidae. The transcript is spliced from 2 exons. The record is from RefSeq and is a predicted model, not a curated record.
AUUUAUCAUCAUUUUAACAAUAUAAUCACUCAACAUAUAGCCAGGUACUUCAAUUUUAUUCACAUUAUUUCUUAUUUCUUUCACUCUUCCUAGACACCGUUUAUCCUUAAUUAAUCUCCACAAGUAGUCCACUUUUAUGUUGCCCAUGCACGAAUCAAUCAUAGUAGUCUUAUCGGUUCCAGUUUUAAUCCAUUCAUUCGAUCCAUUUUGCCGGUCACAUCUCUUAUUGGCCCUCUUAAAACGUAUGUGCCGCGGAUGCAUGACGUCGGCGAUCUCUUCCUGUCCUCCUUGGUGCCGGUCCGGAAUCCUCCUUGGCCUCUUGAAGCGUGCAUGCGGCCUCCAUCGGCGCGCGCGGUUCCUCCUUCGCUUUCUACGCCUCCGGGCCUUACGAUGCAUGCUCCUCUCCCGAAUGCCGUCCUCUCCGUCCUGAUGUCGGCCGUCCGGUGUCCUCGGGCGCCUCCGUCUCCGGGCCUUACGGUGGUCGCUCCUCCGGUCCUGCAUGCCGUCCUCCCUGGUGUCAGCCUCUUGGUCAAAAAUUUUGGGGUCCUUUGUCUCCUUCGGUGGUGUCCAUUGGUGCGGGUGCAUGGGUUCUGUGGCGGUCUCUUGAUGGGCGGGCUGCUCUACCUGUGGUGAUGGAUCUUCGGCGGGUUGCUCUUCGGUGGGGAACAGAAUACUGAAUAGAGGUUGAUGCUUGCGGCUGGUUUUUGGUGGUGGGUUAUCUGGUAUUGGCUUUUGUUCUUCUAAUAAUAUUUUCGGUGGACCACUUCUGA